Molecule: messenger RNA, 1023 nt
Organism: Fusarium tjaetaba
Lineage: Eukaryota; Fungi; Ascomycota; Sordariomycetes; Hypocreales; Nectriaceae
Product: zinc finger odd-paired-like (opl)
Exons: 2
Coding region: 1-1023 (340 amino acids)
Biological process (GO): regulation of transcription by RNA polymerase II
Molecular function (GO): RNA polymerase II cis-regulatory region sequence-specific DNA binding; DNA-binding transcription factor activity, RNA polymerase II-specific
Source: RefSeq, a predicted model, not a curated record
AUGAACAAUACCAUCAACAUGGGGGGCCAGUGCUUUGUACCAAUCGACACAGCCUUUGCCUUUGCCUCGUCACCUGAUGCUCCUGUCACCCCUACCUCGUCACCAAGAUCAGACUGGAUGGAAUCAGUGCCCUUGGAUUACAACGAUCUCUACAAUAACGCAUACUACUGGACAAAUACGGCAUGUCCGGUCUCUUCAUUCAUGUCAGACAGCACCUGUUCUGAAACCGGAGGCUUGCCGUAUCAGCAUCUUAUACAUCAACAGUACGCCGACAUGGACUAUCAGCACUUGUCGUAUACAGGCAAGGUCGAUGUCAGCCCAGUCGGUCCGAUCAGUCCAUUCCCAAUGCCCAGUACACCUGGAGGAACAAGCGACAGUUACUUCAAUGUCGUUGCGGUACCGUGCCCGCAAGCUCUAUCCCGUUCUGGGAGCAUUGCAUCGAUGCCUUCAUUGUCAUGUUUCAGCGACAGCCCGCUCUCAGAGGCUUCCGAGAGGCGGGUCUCAGAUGUCUCAAACUGCACUGGCCAGGACCCCUACCCACCCAGUGCUUGUCCGCUGCGGGACUCCAGAUCGAUCUGUGAGACGGAGUCUCCGCCAGAGAGGCACAGCCUCGCAGACGAGACAGCAAUGUCUCUUCAGCGGAAGGUUCCGAAGUCAACGAAGCAAGCAAACGAGACUUGUGUCUUCCGAGUCAUCAAAAAGGCAACGGGCGCAUGUGACUUCCCAGGAUGCAACAAAGCCUUUCGACGCGUUGAGCACCUCAAGCGCCAUAAGCAAACGCAUCACAGUGAAGGAGAGAAUAACUUUGUCUGCGAGUUUUGCGGAAAGGAUCAAUUCAAUCGCUAUGACAAUCUCCAGACUCACCGGAGGCUGCAUGCGCGCCAUAACAAGCGGUAUCGCAGCAUCAAGUUUGUCCCUGCCGCGGUAGCUAUCAUUGCAGAAGAGGAUCGGACCAGGAAGCGACGAGUAACAUACAGGUCCAAGGGGAUUACAGGGAUGGCAGUACAAGAUUGGCGGGUUUAG